Molecule: messenger RNA, 831 nt
Organism: Penicillium psychrosexuale
Lineage: Eukaryota; Fungi; Ascomycota; Eurotiomycetes; Eurotiales; Aspergillaceae
Exons: 4
Coding region: 1-831 (276 amino acids)
Molecular function (GO): metallopeptidase activity
Source: RefSeq, a predicted model, not a curated record
AUGUUAGUGGGCUUUGAUAUCCAUUCUCCGAUGAUAGUAGAAGACAGGAUCCCUAGCAUAACUCCCUGCCAGGAUAUUUUUGAACAAAUCAUUGCUUUCUCGACCAGCACAGAAGAUGACACGAUCCCCUCGCCGAGUUUCUUUUGUGACGAUAGCUGGCGAUGGAGAACGGAGAUGGACUACGGGUCUGAUGGGCAAAUGAAUGGCAAAACAAUCUUGCAGGCGUCAGGAGGUGCUACCACAUGGGCCUGGUGGUCUCCUUGGUACAAGAAGUUUCUGGGCACCGGGGCGGGUUGUGUUUAUACCGACACCGCGAGAACAUUAGGGUUCACCGUCGCCUCCGAUGCCCAGGAGGUCUACACAAUUACCAUGUGCCCAUACAUCUUCGCACAGCCUAAGAGAAAGGAUUCUCUUAGUGCUUGGCGCUCCAAGGAGAAAAUCAUUGCCGACAAUACACCACUUCGUGCAGCUGGUUCAGUGCCGGGUACGAUGAUGCAUGAGAUAGCACACCUGGUCACAAAACAUGUUGUCACCGAUGAGACCAUCGCCAGCGGGGUUAAGGCCUACUACCCUACAAACGUGGCUCGACUUGCCAUUGAAUCCAAGACGAAAGCCAUCAAGAAUGCUGAUUCCUAUGCAUGGUUUGCUACCGCUAUGUAUCUCGAUCAAUGUGACUGGUCUCGAAUGAUCUGCGCUCAGAGCACCAGCACUUCAACUGUCACUAGGCGAUCGAACAACGAAACAACCACUGAUAUGCCUAUUAUGCGAAAGACAAAUUGGCGUACGCUAUUCCCCCGUGUAUUGGCAGGAUUGCAAGGUGAUCGGAAGUAA